AUGGACGGAUCACGGACGAUGGACGGAUCAUGGAUGAUGGACGGAUUACAGACGAUGAACGGAUCACGGACGAUGGACGGACCACUAACGAUGGACGGAUCAUUAACGAUAGACGGAUCACAGAUGAUGGACGGAUUACAGACGAUGGACGGAUCACGGACGAUGGACGGAUCACAGACGAUCGACGGAUCACGGACGAUGGACGGAUCACUAACUAUGGACGGAUCAUUAACGAUAGACGGAUCACAGAUGAUGGACGGAUUAUUGUAUGCAAUUACAAGACGAAAGAGUGAUAGUGUGUCACAGACGAUGGGCGGAUUACAGACGAUGGACGGAUUACAGACGAUGGACGGAUUACAGACGAUGGGCGGAUCACGGACGAUGGACGGAUCACUAACGAUAGACGGAUCACAGAUGAUGGACGGAUUACAGACGAUGGACGGAUCACGGACGAUGGACGGAUCACAGACGAUGGACGGAUCACGGACGAUGGACGGAUCACGGACGAUGGGCGGAUCACGGACGAUGGACGGAUCACUAACGAUAGACGGAUCACAGAUGAUGGACGGAUUACAGACGAUGGACGGAUCACGGACGAUGGACGGAUCACAGACGAUGGACGGAUCACGGACGAUGGACGGAUCACGGACGAUGGACGGAUCACUAACUAUGGACGGAUCAUUAACGAUAGACGAAUCACAGAUGAUGGACGGAUUGCAGAAGAUGGACGGAUCACGGACGAUGGACGGAUCACGGACGAUUGACGGAUCACAGACGAUGGACGGACCAGUAAUGAUGGACGGAUUACGGACGAUGGACGGAUCACAGACGAUGGACAGAUCACGGACGAUGGACGGAUCACUAACGAUGGACGCAUCACAGACGAUGGACGGAUCAGUAACGAUGGGGUCACGGAAGAUUAUUUAA
This is a messenger RNA of Pecten maximus, 927 nucleotides long. RefSeq lists its product as uncharacterized. Bases 1 to 927 code for a protein of 308 amino acids. NCBI's taxonomy places the organism in Eukaryota, Metazoa, Mollusca, Bivalvia, Pectinida, Pectinidae. The record is from RefSeq and is a predicted model, not a curated record. The transcript has a single exon.